Aphanomyces invadans is the source of this 249-nucleotide messenger RNA. RefSeq lists its product as hypothetical. The record is from RefSeq and is a predicted model, not a curated record. Bases 1 to 249 code for a protein of 82 amino acids. The transcript is spliced from 2 exons. NCBI's taxonomy places the organism in Eukaryota, Oomycota, Saprolegniomycetes, Saprolegniales, Verrucalvaceae.
AUGGUUGUCCAGCAGUUGCUACCCCCGCAUGCCAUCAGCCUCCACCACGCCAGUUGCCUCAAGCUGUACUCCGAAGCGGGUCGUGACGUUGCCGAGGAUCUCCUCGAGCAGGUUGCCUUUGGAGAUAGUGGGUUCCAUGUUGAAGCUCUCAAGGAGAUCCGAGACAACGCCGACCGCUUCGAAGUUCGUGUGCAGUGGCUGGGGUUGGAUGAGGCAUCCUGUGAGCCUGCAACGACCUUAUGGAACUGA